AUGCUGGAGGUGCAUUAUUCGGCAUCAUGCUCAUGCGGCCUUCUUCUUCUUCUUCAUCUUUUUUUUUUUAUUUCCCCUUUGCUUUUCUGUUUGCUUCCUUGUCUGCUUGAACGCACAGUCUCUUCUCACUACGGAGUACUACUACUCUCGCUCUCUCAACCUCGCUGGCUCUCCACCUGUCCGCCGCCAGCUUUGACCUCCGAAGUCUGGAGUACAUAUGUGCCGCCGGUGAGCCCACCAUCGAGCCCACAGGAAGGCAAAAAAGCAAGCAAAGAGCAGAAAACAGUACAGAAAAAAACAAAAACAGUACAAGAAGCCAGGCAGGCAGGCAGGCAGGCAAUUCUCCGCAGAAAAAGAAGCAAAAAUACACAGACGAAACGCAAAAAGGAAAAAAAAGAAGGAAAGCAAAAAGAAAAAGAAACGCAGAUAGAAAAAAAAAUGGGCGAUGAAGCGAGGACAAGGUUGACAUCCUGGCGUAUCGCUCCCGUCUUUCGCCAGGGGGGUCUUGUUGGCCCAGAUAGCCUGAGCAAAAAGGAGCAACCAUCGAGAUGUCGGGGGAGGGCAGAGUGGACAGAUGGGAAGGACAGCAGCCGGGCGAGAGAUCCCUCUCCCGGAAGCUACUGCACGUAUAUCCCUCCUUGUGAUAUAUAUCGGCUCCCUUAUUAUAUCUCGAUACUUACAUACGGAUACACACAACUACGACUCCAUAAAGAGUGUUAUAUAACUAUACUCCGUACCCUCCUUUUUUUUCAAGCGUGGGGUAAGCGAGCGCUCUGCAUGGCUGUCAAUGCUGGAUAUGCUGCGAGAAGCUCUGCUUGUCUAUAUCUGGAUGCAGUCCGAUACUUUUCAUGCCUCAUGCUGCAUGCUUCUGCUGCUGCUGGUUGCUGCUGGUUUGCCGGUGGAACCAACCGUGACGCCCUCGACCAGCGGGGCCUCCCUCCCGGCUGCAAUGCAAAUCAGAUCCAGAGUUCGGUGGUUUUCACCCAUUUUUACCUUUUUUGCUUGCUUUCUUUUUCCUUGACCUUCACACGCUCUCGAAGGCUGUUCGUUCGUUCGUAUCGUACGGCGAUAUGGAGAAAAUACGGGACUGGAAACGUUGCUAGAGAAGUAUCCCCCCUCCCCAGCCAGGUGUCCUUUUGA
Molecule: messenger RNA, 1140 nt
Organism: Trichophyton verrucosum HKI 0517
Lineage: Eukaryota; Fungi; Ascomycota; Eurotiomycetes; Onygenales; Arthrodermataceae
Exons: 2
Coding region: 1-1140 (379 amino acids)
Source: RefSeq, a predicted model, not a curated record